AUGAAGCCAGGGACUCCUCUUGAAAGCUUCCGAAAAAAUCACAUUCAAAAAUUCUCAGACCAAACACAAAUGGUCAGAGAAGACCUCAGUGACUGCAUAAACAUAGCUGCUGAAUUAAACAAAUCUAGUGAAAACACCCUCAAAAGCUUAAAAGAUCAUGUAAAUCUCUAUACAGCUGCAAAUCCUUAUUGAGCUUGCAGAACAAGAAAAGGUAAAAACAAAAAUUUUGGAAGAAAAAUUCGCCCACGACCUUGAAGAAAUGCAGGAAGAAAUAUCGAAGACUGUUUACGAUAAAGAACAAGCCACUCAGUGAAACGCUUAUAAAGAAGAAAUUGAAGGAAUGGAAAAUAAUUUAUUUUCAAUAAAAUAUUUAAUAAAAAGGAAAAACCAAUAGCAUAUUUUUUAUAGAAAAAAAUAAUUUUUUAUAGAAUAACUUUGAUAUUAAGGUAUAAACUAAAAAGAGCUUAUGAAGAGGAGCUUGAAGAGGUAAAAAACACCAAAAUAGCAGUGCAAACUUUUUUAGAAGUAAAUAAGAAUUAGACUGAAAUCCCACAGCUGCGAGACUUGCUUAAUAAAGAAGACUCAUUAUAUAAAAAAGAAGAAGCUGAGCUGACAGGGAAAUUAGAAGAAGAGCUAAGGAAUGUAGAAACUGCUAGAAAAGAGCUUAGGGACGAAAUCCAGCACCAGAGAAGCGAGCUUUCACAAGAUCUACUAGCAUUUAAUAGCAGAAUUAAAGAGCAGACCUUGCUGAUGAAAAGUGAAGUCAACCAAAUUUAUUCAGUUAUUGAUGAAGAUCUUGUAGCACUUGGGGAUAUGGCGAAACUGCUCAGAUAA
Molecule: messenger RNA, 834 nt
Organism: Blepharisma stoltei
Lineage: Eukaryota; Ciliophora; Heterotrichea; Heterotrichida; Blepharismidae
Source: the annotation of a GenBank genome assembly